AUGGCGGACCGCUGCGCCGUACUGGAGGGUCCCCUGGACAGCGAUCCCACCGAGGACCAAGUGAGAGCCGUUUUCCGGCGUUGCAGAGGACGACCGAGGCUCACGGACUCCGACCGAGCCCAGAGACGACUCGAGUCCAGGAAGAAGUACGACGUGAGGCGGGUCUACUUGGGAGAAUCGCACAAGCUUUGGAGUGAGCUCCGCAGGCGAACGACUUUGAGUGAUGCCGGGCUAGCGGAGUACUUAAUCCUGCUGAAUUCUACCUACGGGGAGAAAUACCAGCAAAAGCAUUGCGGAAAGAAGACUGCACCAGAAGUUUCAGUGAAACAGAAAAAAGGGAGAAAGGGACACGUGUCCAGCCUCCGGAGUCUGGUGUCUUGGUACCAGGAGCACUCCCGCACUUGCUCUCAUGAACCUGAACUUCAAGCACAUGAGCUCCAACCUGGCUUUUGCACUGCUGCUAUUUGGGAGUGUGAUGCCAACCAUUCAUUUGUGCAAUACCUCUUCUCACCAGUUAGGGAGGCUAAUGAUUCAGAACCCGAGGGACGGCUAAAUGGAGAGGGUGAAGGAGAAAGAGCAACAAGGACAGACACGCCAGUGACUAAAAGCACUGUGACCAGAAAGAGAAGAAAGGAGACAAAUGCACAAAGAAGACAUGUCAAAGACGUGCGAGAAGAUCUGGAUGUUUGUGGGGUACAAGAUACAACUGUCAGCUCAAUGGAACAGGCCACAGCGCUCAACCACCUGUCUAGUGCAGAGGUUUCCGCUAGGAACGUUCCAUUGACAGAGCAUCCUGACUGGGAGAUGGUAAUGGAGAAAGAGCAAUGCUCUUCUGAGGCAGAUGGUAUCAAGGAAGCACUUCACUCAGUAGGAGAGGCCACCAUCAGCUCAGAGGAGGAAGCUGAGGAUUUGAGUAGAGACAACGAUGGAGAGGGAGAAAGAAAGGAAAGACUGGGAGAUGAAGGGACAAGGACAACAACGGACAGUUAUGAGUGUGUGGUGGUGACCGCAUCCUUACCCAAUAAGCUGGAGAAGACAGAUGAGGACCCUGCACUGUCCCAGACCUUGAAUGAAUCUGUCAGGCUGGGCUCUCGGCCUGAUCUGUCUGCUCCACCAUCCAUGCAUGUGCAAGAGCAGAGAGAGCUCUUCCACUCUCAGACUCUGCAGACAGUGGUGACCAGCUGUGACAUUCCAGACCAGAGGGCAACUCUGGAAGGCUCACAGCUAAUUAUCAUCACCGGCCCCAGCUACGAGGCUCUGACAUCGGAAGGCAUCCAGCUUAACAUGGGAGGCGGUGACAUGGAGGAAGUCACCUGCACUGUCAUUGAGGGUGUAACCUACAACCAAGUUUGCCAGUCAGACACAGACCUCCACACAGUGGAGGAAGAGGCCUCCAUCACAGAGUUGAGUGAGAAACAGUUGCUGCAGCCUACUGGCGAGCCGCUGUCACCUGGAAGUGAGAGCGAGCUGCAGAGGAGCCUGAACAGUGUCAGAUCAAAAAGAAACAGGCGAGGUCCUGUCAUCGAGGCAGAUGGCAUGCUGAAGAUGUUCCACUGUCCGUAUGAGGGCUGCAGUCAAGUCUACGUGGCUAUCAGUAGCUUUCAGAAUCAUGUGAAUUUAGUCCAUAGGAAAGGGCGAACUAAGGUUUGUCCCCAUCCAGGCUGCGGAAAAAAGUUUUAUCUGUCAAACCACCUACAUCGUCAUAUGAUCAUCCAUUCAGGGGUCCGAGAUUUCAUCUGUGAGACGUGUGGAAAGUCAUUCAAACGGAAAAAUCACCUGGAGGUUCACAGGAGAACUCACACAGGAGAAACACCGCUACAAUGUGAGAUCUGCGGCUACCAGUGUCGCCAGCGGGCGUCCCUGAACUGGCACAUGAAGAAGCACACCCCAGAGGCCCAGUACAACUUCACCUGUGAGCACUGUGGCAAGAAGUUUGAGAAGUUGGACAGCGUCAAAUUCCAUAAGCUAAAGAGUCAUCCGGACAAGCAGGCAAUCUGAGCGAGGUGCAGCACUACUGGCUAGGAACUUCCUUUGGA
Messenger RNA from Lampris incognitus (smalleye Pacific opah), 2036 nucleotides. It is a transcript of the gene znf653, whose product is annotated as zinc finger protein 653. The transcript has 10 exons. Bases 1 to 1998 code for a protein of 665 amino acids. The record is from RefSeq and is a predicted model, not a curated record. Gene Ontology annotation, cellular component: nucleus. Gene Ontology annotation, molecular function: transcription coregulator activity. NCBI's taxonomy places the organism in Eukaryota, Metazoa, Chordata, Actinopteri, Lampriformes, Lampridae. Gene Ontology annotation, biological process: regulation of transcription by RNA polymerase II.